UGGUGUCAACCUUUCAUCAUCAUUUUGCAUCCAGCUCUGUAAUAGCUAGGAAGAUAAGACGUAGAUGCGCUCUAGCUUUUGUGCAUACCUAUAUAUUGAUCCCAUCAAAAUAUUGUUUCUUCAGUAGCAAACCUAUCCAGUUCUAAUGUACUCUAUCCAACGGAACGCUGCCCGACUCUAUCCCAGUGGAUUAAGAAUCGCAAAAAUGAGCCAAGUCGGUGAUCUGGGUGCUGGUGCCGGAAAGGGAGGCGGCGGUGGUGGAUCCAUCCGCGAAGCUGGUGGAUCCUUCGGAAAAAUGGAAGCAGCUCACGAGGAGGAAUACUUUUACAAGCAGCAGCGAGAGCAGUUGCAAAAGCUGAAACCCAAGACUGAUGGUGGUGCUGCAGGCGGUGAGCAGAAGGCGCCACAAGGUGGUAAGAAGUAAAUGGAGCGACGCAUUAAAAAUAACUUAAAAUUA
This is a messenger RNA of Aedes albopictus (Asian tiger mosquito), 457 nucleotides long. Its product is annotated as ATPase inhibitor mai-2, mitochondrial-like. Gene Ontology annotation, biological process: negative regulation of ATP-dependent activity. Gene Ontology annotation, molecular function: ATPase inhibitor activity. The record is from RefSeq and is a predicted model, not a curated record. The coding region runs from base 146 to 424 and encodes 92 amino acids. Gene Ontology annotation, cellular component: mitochondrion. Lineage: Eukaryota; Metazoa; Arthropoda; Insecta; Diptera; Culicidae. The transcript is spliced from 2 exons.